Molecule: messenger RNA, 942 nt
Organism: Sinocyclocheilus anshuiensis
Lineage: Eukaryota; Metazoa; Chordata; Actinopteri; Cypriniformes; Cyprinidae
Product: myelin transcription factor 1-like protein
Exons: 10
Coding region: 71-907 (278 amino acids)
Biological process (GO): regulation of transcription by RNA polymerase II
Cellular component (GO): nucleus
Molecular function (GO): DNA-binding transcription factor activity, RNA polymerase II-specific; zinc ion binding; RNA polymerase II cis-regulatory region sequence-specific DNA binding
Source: RefSeq, a predicted model, not a curated record
UUGCAAAGAAAGCAAAAAGGACCUGAUAAUUCUUUCAGGUUGUCCUUUAGCAGAUAAAAGCAUUCAGAGUAUGAUGGCCACCAACUCACAAGAACUCAAGUGCCUGACCCCGGGCUGUGACGGCUCGGGACAUAUCACUGGCAACUACGCUUCACACAGAAGUUUGUCAGGAUGCCCACGGGCUCGGAAGACUGGAAUAAAGAUAACACACAGUAAAGAGGACAAGGAAGACCAGGAGCCGAUCAGGUGUCCGGUUCCUGGUUGUGACGGUCAGGGUCACAUAACGGGCAAAUAUGCGUCACACCGCAGCGCAUCAGGUUGCCCUCUAGCGGCCAAACGGCAGAAGGACGGCUAUAUCAAUGGCCCCCAGUUCACAUGGAAGGCUGGGAAGACGGACGGCACGUCAUGUCCCACCCCAGGCUGUGACGGCUCUGGACACGUCAGCGGCAGUUUCCUGACCCACAGAAGUCUCUCUGGUUGCCCACGUGCCACAGCAGCAAUGAAGAAAGCCAGACUAUCAGGAGUGGAGAUGCUCACAAUAAAACAGCAAACAAGCAAUGGUUUAGACUGUGACACAGAUGUUAAACAGCUGGAUGAAGAUAUUAAAGAUUUAAAUGAAUCAAAUUCACAGGUGGAGGCGGAUAUGAUCAAACUUAGAACACAGAUUACCACAAUGGAGUCUAAUCUGAAGUCCUUAGAGGAAGAAAACAAGAAAUCACUUCACAAAGAGCCUCCAGUUAGACAUAGCAGCUGUUUACAUCAGAGAGAGCCGAUGAGCGAACAGAACUUUGACGCAUACGUGACCACGCUAACGGACAUGUACACGAAUCAAGAUCACUAUCAGAGUCCAGAGAACAAGGCCCUGCUAGAAAAUAUAAAACAAGCGGUACAAGGCAUUCAAGUCUAGCAUCUCAGAACGUUCCUAAAACGAAGGAAUACUGG